Zingiber officinale is the source of this 3443-nucleotide messenger RNA. RefSeq names its product putative disease resistance protein RGA3. The transcript is spliced from 3 exons. NCBI's taxonomy places the organism in Eukaryota, Viridiplantae, Streptophyta, Magnoliopsida, Zingiberales, Zingiberaceae. The record is from RefSeq and is a predicted model, not a curated record. The coding region runs from base 1 to 3204 and encodes 1067 amino acids. Gene Ontology annotation, molecular function: protein binding; ADP binding.
AUGGAGGCAGCAGCGCAAUUGAGGCACAUACUGAUGAAGAUCCUGCCGGCGCCCGAGAUGGUGGCACAAAGGAAGGCAUUCCGCAUCUCAAAUCACUUGGAGAUGAUUCGGGACAGCCUUUGGGUCAUCAAUUCCUUCGUCAUGGAUGGUUCUCUUCGUGCGCUCGAGCAGCCCGAUGUGGCCGAGUGGAUGAAGGAAGUGGGUGCGGCCGUUGAGGAUGUCCACAACCUACUCGAAAGGAUCCUAGACUACUGGAAGCCUAGCAAUGAAGAUGCAGCAGAAAGGAAGAGGAAGAUGAUCAACAAUUUUUUUCAAUCGACGAGCAGCCGCCGAUCCAUCCUACUAGAGCUCCAAGAGAUAGUAUGCACGUUGAAUUACCUAGCCAAUAGGGGAGCUACUUUUGGCCUCUGGGCGGAGAUGAUGGAUUCCAUGGAUCCGAGCCAUGAUGACUACGCUGCUAUUAUGAGCGAGGAGGUGAUGGGAAGUCACGAAGAAACUGUCAUAAAGCUCCUUCAAGAACAACACCAUUGGAGUCAACGUGACAUGAUUGCCAUAAGAGGUGAUGAAUACUUUGGGAAGACAACCUUGGCUCGAAAAGUCUACCAUCACCCUUGGGUACGCCAGCAUUUCCAACGUCGAAUAUGGUUGGAUGCUUCGUCUUUUAACGAUUUUAACAGCAAUAUGAUCUCCAAAGAAAUCGCAAGAUUAUUGACCAGGAGGCCAUAUAUGGACCUCAAUUGCUGGAAAAUUGUGGACGAACAUCUUUAUAGAGUUAGAUACUUGUUCAUCAUGGAUAACCUUUAUUCAUAUGGUGCUUCUGGACACAAAUUGGACGAACUUGUGCGGAAACUCUUUCAUUGGGCAGCACCGGGGAGCAAAUUCAUUUUCACUGUGUAUCCUCCUUACGAAUAUGAAACGCAUUUCUUCUGCGACACAUACGACGACUUAAGUCCGCUGCCCGACGGUGCAUGGGUAAGAUUAUUAUUAAAGUAUGCAACAUUUGUCCAUCCAAUUGAAGGUAAUAACAACCAGAAAGUGAAGGUUUCUCCUGCUGCUACUAAUAUGCUAAUUCAAUUUGCUAAGAAGUACAGUAGCCAAAAUUAUGUUCAAAAUUUUCUUAUACCAAAAGGUAUGGGCCUCAUGUUUCGGCAGAGAGAUGUGAGUCAGUGGCAAGAAUUAGCUAAUGAGUUGCUCAUCCGGCAUUACCCUUCAACAUCCCGACAUUUUAGUUUGAUGCAUUUACAUUAUUGGUCAUUUGGGAGGAUACGACGUUUUCUUUAUGAGCUAUUGUUUGGAGGAUCUUCAGUUCCAGGUUAUGAUGAAGAUGUGUUCCAUAUACUGGUUGCUGAAGGCACUCUAACAUAUUAUUGGCACAAGAGGAACAUUGACUUCACGCCAUUGGAGUACGGUGUAGAUCUAUGCUUCUUUAGAAUGGAGGUUAGUGGAGCUUCGAGGAUACCACGGCAAUGCCGCCAUUUGUAUUUACCUAUCAAUUCUAAAAAUAUUUCUAAAUUCAAAAAAGCCAUUGAAGUGGCUAGAGUGGCCAGGAAGCUGAGAACAUUGGUUUUACAUAGGGAAGAGAUAAAUGAACAUAUUUGUCAGAUUGAGACGAAGAUACUUGAAAGUAUGUUUUCAAGUCUCACGAGUUUAUGUACGUUAGAUAUGAGAGCAAUCAUGAUUCAAGGCCUUCCUAGAGCAGUUGUUACAUUGCGUUGUUUAAGAUACCUCAACCUUGCGGAGAACAAGAUAGAAACACUACCUGAAUCCAUCUGCAAUCUCUAUAACUUGUGUGUUCUAAAUUUGUCUAAUUGCGAAAAGCUCAAGGAGCUUCCAAGAAGAAUCCACGAGCUUAGGAAAUUGCAGAUUUUGAAACUGUGUUACUGCCUAAGGAUUCAGAAGUUGCCGGAGUCGAUAAUUUGCCUUGUAAAUUUGAAUGAACUAGAUAUUAGAGGUUGUUGUAGGCUUUCUGAGUUGCCUGAUGAUUUGAGCGGCAUGAAGAACUUGAUGCAGCUUAACAUGGCAGGAUGUGCAGCAUUGACUAGAAUGCCUAGUGGAAUUAGGCGAUGGAUAAACUUGCAGUCUCUGAGGGGAAUUGAUGCCGUGGAUGGUCAUGGAAAUGUCACGUUGUCAGAGUUGCAUGAUCUUAGAAAUCUUGAAUCCCUGCAUAUACAACACCUUGAAAGAUUAGAAUUAGAUGAAUUAAAGAGUGCUACUCUACCUACUUAUUUACUGAAGGAUCAAGAUCUAUAUGAGUUGGUGCUGCAUUGGGAACGGUGGAAUGAUAUGGCUACUAAGGGAACUUCCAAUCCCAUGGUGCAGCUGUUGGAAGGAUUCUUACGUAGCCUACGAGAGUUGAAGGUCUUGCGAAUCAUCUCAUACAUGAGCAAGAGACUCCCAACUUGGCUGAUGCUCGAGCCCAGGUUGAUUGUUCUCAAAAAGUUGAAAAGAGUCGAACUUGUUAAUCUUAGGAGGUGUGCGACGCUACCACCACUUGGAGUAUUACCUCAGCUUGAGGAAGUUACAAUAAGUGGUUUUGAUUCAGUUAGAGUAAUAGAUGAUGAAUUCUAUGGGGAGGAUAGAAAACCAUUUGUAUUUCCUGAGUUGAGGAAACUCACAUUCUCUGAAAUGCCAAGGCUAGAGAUGUGGCUAGGCAUGAAGAGCAUGAAUAGACUAGAGAAGGACCUAGGCUUGAAGAGCAUGCCUAGGCUAGAGAAGUGGCUAGGCAUGAAGAGCAUAAGACGUCAUGGUCUUUUUGCCAAACUUGAGGAAUUGACCCUAAUUCAGUGCCCAAAGCUCAUGGUAUUCCUUGCGCAAUUUCCAACAUCUUCUCAAUUGAAGUUGAAAUUGUGGUUGAGCAACGAGAUGCUAAUGCCUACUUCCAAAUUCAAUUCUUGGUCGAACCUUGGGGGAAUCAAUAUGGUGCAGAUAUUUGGAUGCCAAGAACUGAGAAGUCUACCAAAUGAUACAAGGGAGAUACACAACCUAAAGACAUUGACAAUAAUGAAUUGCAACAAAUUGGAGGCUUUGCCAAUUUGGCUCGAACAGUCAUGUUUGGAGUCCCUGUGCAUGUAUGGUUGUCGGGCGCUAUCAUUCAUUCCAGAGGAAUUGAAAGUCAAGGGUCGACUGAAAAAUCUGAUUGUUGAAGCAUGCCCCAAACUGCAGAGCCAGAAGUACCUAUCACAUAAAUGGAAUCCUUUUUCAUAAGGGACAAUAGUCAUGUUGUGACUUCUCCAACUUGUAUGAAUAGAAGGCCAACUCAGCACAUAAACUUUGAUGUUAUCUAUGCUACAUCUUCUAACUUGGAUGCUUAUUUGCACUAGUUAUGCAUCCCAUGGUUUCUUUUAAAGAAAAUUAAAAGAACAAGUUUGAUAAGAGCAUCAGAUUUCUGCACCUACGUUCCAAGUGUUAUAUGAUUUCUUGAGUUGCAUUGAUCAUGGCAAUUA